Messenger RNA from Lathyrus oleraceus (garden pea), 617 nucleotides. Its product is annotated as cell wall / vacuolar inhibitor of fructosidase 1. The coding region runs from base 36 to 557 and encodes 173 amino acids. The transcript has a single exon. Gene Ontology annotation, biological process: negative regulation of catalytic activity. Gene Ontology annotation, molecular function: enzyme inhibitor activity. The record is from RefSeq and is a predicted model, not a curated record. Lineage: Eukaryota; Viridiplantae; Streptophyta; Magnoliopsida; Fabales; Fabaceae.
UCUAUUUAUUUCUUCUCAUUCUAAAAAACUUUACAAUGUUAAAGUCAUUAGCAAUAUUCGUUCUCAUUUUGUGCACCAUUCUUGUUGUAACUCACGCCCGAGUUAUCCAACCAAAUGAUGCCAAAACAAUACAUAACACUUGCUUAGAGACUCCAAAUUAUGAGGAAUGUAAGAAAUACCUAACUGAUGAUCCGAAAAGCUCCACCGCAGAUGUGAGUGGUUUAGCACAGAUCAUGGUUAAUGUAAUGAAAGACAAAGCAAACAUUGGUUUAAACAAAAUCAAUCAACUUAUCGAAAGUAGUUCGCCCGAUCAAAAGACGGCACUUAAAUCAUGUGCAGAUAAAUACAAUGUAAUUAUCACAAUAGAUGUUCCACAAGCAACCGAAGGUUUGCAGAAAAGAAACCCUAAGUUGGCGAUGGAUAGUGCAGUUGAUGCCUCUAAAGCAGUUUCUUCUUGUGAGAAGGGAUUCUCUGGAAAAUCACCACUCACGACUGAAAACCUUGUUAUGGAUCGUGCAUCCACCAUAACAGCACAUAUUUGUAGACAAUUGGUUUAGGUGGUUAAUCAAAAUGUUCGAUAUGAAAUUGAUCAUUUAAUAAAUUAAAAUUAUAUCUUA